Rosa rugosa (rugosa rose) is the source of this 930-nucleotide messenger RNA. RefSeq lists its product as uncharacterized. The record is from RefSeq and is a predicted model, not a curated record. Gene Ontology annotation, molecular function: RNA binding. The coding region runs from base 76 to 792 and encodes 238 amino acids. The transcript has 7 exons. Gene Ontology annotation, cellular component: small-subunit processome; nucleolus. NCBI's taxonomy places the organism in Eukaryota, Viridiplantae, Streptophyta, Magnoliopsida, Rosales, Rosaceae.
UUUAGAUCUGGACGUUGGCGAACCCUAGAAAUCUCUCCGCCACCUUAAUACGGCCACCUCGAUCCGGACGACGAGAUGGCCUCGCAUACGCCCAUAGAAGAGCUUUUGCGUCGUUUUACGAGACCAAUUACGAGACCAAUUUCCCAGCCACCAACUGCUGCCCGUAGAAUGACCCGCCCACCUGAGGGCGAGUUCGUCGCUUCUGAUCAAGUCUCUAGGUCUUUCUCUAGGCGCUUCACUGAAACCAAAGGACGAAUGUUGCAACCAUAUUUGACCGAGCUGACAGAUGCUCUCAAGGUGUAUGACAUUUCUUGCCAACUGACUGUGCAGCUUGGCUCACAGCUUGACCCAUACAGUGAGAUGACAUUCUCCACAAGCAACACAAACAGCGAAGCUAAUGUUGCCAGGGGUAGGAAAGCUCUUGAAUAUUUGCAAUUGAUGCCAUUUCGCCUUGCUCCUAUGGUGAUAAAGUACAUCAAUGGAAGUUUUACUGAUGAAAUCCUAACUGGGAAUCAGGAAGGUGGGCUUCGCUCAACAUAUAGAAUCGAAUCAGAGCAAUUGCUUAAGUGCAAGAGACUCCUCUCUGGUUCUUUACAGGACCUUGAACGACUGACGGGAUGUGAUAUUUGGCUUGGUGCGGACCGCGUUAUUAUUGUCGGUACACUUGAAGGAUCAAGGCUAGCAAGGGAGGUUGUGGAAGACUGCAUCGUUCGUAAUGUGCCUCCUGCGCCCAAAAUCAGAAACCUCAUGACGAGUCUAGCAUCGCAGGAAUUCGAGACUCUGGGUUUAUGAAUUGUGAUUGUCGAGUGGAAUCUUAAAUCAUGAAUGUUUAUGGAUGAUAAUUAAGCUAUGCAACUCUUGUUAGUCAUCUACUUUUUAUGUAAUAAGAAGAGAAAAAUUUAGUUAUCGUCCCCAAACUAUGCUGCCAAG